Molecule: messenger RNA, 3837 nt
Organism: Dichomitus squalens LYAD-421 SS1
Lineage: Eukaryota; Fungi; Basidiomycota; Agaricomycetes; Polyporales; Polyporaceae
Product: Dbl-like domain-containing protein
Exons: 20
Coding region: 1-3837 (1278 amino acids)
Biological process (GO): intracellular signal transduction
Molecular function (GO): guanyl-nucleotide exchange factor activity
Source: RefSeq, a predicted model, not a curated record
AUGUAUCGCGCGCAAUCGCUCCAGGGCCCCGCUGCGUCGUCCUCGACAUGGCGCGACCCUGAUUUGCUGCGCACUGUCCAAGACCUCAAGCGUCCGCUUGAGCUGCACGAAAACUACGCGGACGAGGACGACUUCUACGAGGAAGAUCCCUCAGAGGACGGUGAUGACCGGUUCUUCAACCCGGCGCUUCUCAGCCACAUUGCCGUUCGGCUCCGUGAUAAGGUUCCUCGUGGGACCCACGUCAAGGGCAGCAUUCCCUACCCCCGGGCUUUCACUGGGAAAGACAUUGUGUCGACCAUUCAGUCGCAGAUUCAGCGCGAGCUGCUCGUCACGCACGGCAUCUCGACGAACGACCGCAGGGCGGCCCUACAGGUCGCGCGCAGUCUACAGAGCCAGCUGUUUUUCUACGAGGUCGAGUGGGUAGACAGACCGCUGCAGGAUGGCGUCGAAGAUGUGUACAUGUUUUGGGACGACCAGGAAGGCGCGUCGGACGCGCGGAUAGAACGGGAAGAACUCCCGACUGCCGUGAUCACGCUGCUCACGCGGUGUUAUGCGUCAUCGUGUGACGAUGACAACCCGUGCUAUUCGUACACUUGUCCGAGACGGAGGAGCGCUCUGCAACUUGUGGCGCCUACGGAGAACGAAGACGAAGAGGAGAAGGACGAGUGGACACGGACAGUGCCUCCGGAGAUCCUAGCGACCAUUCCGGAUAGCGAAGUCAACCGCCAGACCAUCAUCCACAAGCUCAUCCACAAAGAGAAGCAGUAUCUUCGGGAUUUGGACACCAUCGAGAGUCUCUACAUCCGGCCUUUGCGUGCCGCGAACCCACCUGUGAUUCGACCAAGCGAGAUUGACGAAUUCAUCGACGAGGUCUUCGGCAACGUGUUAGACCUCCGCGAGUGCAAUCGCCACUUGCUUGAGACCAUCUAUGUACGCCAGCGCGAGCAAGCGCCAGUCAUUCAAUGCAUCGGCGACAUCUUCCUCGAUGCUGCUACGCAAUUCCGUUUGGCGUACCCGAUCUAUGUUGGUCACUUGCCGGUCGCCGAGAAGCGCAUGAAGGACGAGCUGGAGAAGAACGCCGAGUUCAAGCGCUUCGUGGAGCAAGCUUCGCGGCAUCCGGAUGCGCACAAGCUGGACCUGAAACAUUUCCUCAGCCGACCAUCUGAGCAUCUGCAGAAAUACCCUGUUCUGCUCGAGGCUAUCUGCAACGAGACGACAGACGGUAAUCCUGAUGUCGAGUUCCUGAAGGAGGCAAUCGCUGCGAUCAAGAAGCUGCAGACCGUCGCGCAGCUGUGGACUUGGCAGAAUGCGAUGGGUAGAGGUCCUACAGGCAAGCUGGAGUGGCAUAAUCUUGUUCCAGAGGACGUCCGCGCGAGCUUGUCGAAGCACGAGGUCAAGCGUCAGAACAUCAUCUUCGAGGUCAUCAAGGGCGAGAUGGACUACGUUCGAGAUCUCGAGAAUAUCGAAGUGAUGUACGUGGGACCGUUGCGUGAGAUGGACCCGCCAAUCAUCCCACGGGACCGUCUCGAGCAAUUUAUCCAGGAGGUCUUUCAUAACUACGCCGAGCUACAUGCGCACCACCGGCGGAUGCUGGAGAAGCUACAUGAGAUCCAGCGUGAUGAGCAUCCGGUCAUCCGUAGUAUCACGGCUGCGAUCUACGACGCGGUGCUCAACUUCAGGGAGGCGUACAUGGAGUACAUCCCCAAUUACCCUAUCGCGGCGUACCGGAUUGAUGACGAGAUGGCGAACAACCCACAAUUCAAGGCUUUUGUGGACCAAUGCACACGGCAUCCCGACGCACACCGUCUUGACAUGAAGAACUUCAUCAACCGGCCCAUACCGCGUUUACUCCGUUAUGAAUUGCUGUUGAAGAACAUCCUAGACGAGACACCAGAGGGACACGAGGAUCGCGACUAUAUCCCCCAAGUGCUUGACGUCAUCAAGGCCCUCGGUAAGGAGACCGAGCCCGGUGUCGUCUCGGCCAAGCAGAAGGUCGAAGUCUGGCGCUACAACUCGAACCUCGUGUUCAAGAAGGAGGAGCAGAUCGACAUGGACUUGCUUAAUGAGAACCGCUCGCUCAUCCACACAGGCAAGCUCUUGCGCCAGCCGGACACUGGAUUCGAAUGGAAUGGCUGGACUGAGCUAUUUGUCCUCCUUUUCGACAACUACUUGGUCAUGACGAAGGUGAAGGAGAAGGACGGUGUUACAAAGUAUCACGUCUACCGACGUCCAAUACCUCUAGACUUGCUGACACUGGCCAACUUCACGGACCCCCCAACUCAACGCGGAAACAGUAUCCUCCGUCUCGGUCGGUCCGAGCGGCAUGCGGGUGAUGCGGGUACUCCAACGGGCGCUGCCACGUCCCCGGAGACCGCGACCGACUCUCGUCUCGUGUACCCGUGCACGAUCCACCAUAAUGGUCGUUUAGGCGGGCUAUAUACCGUCUUCGCAGAGUCGGCACAGGUGCGGACUGAAUGGAAGCAAAAGCUAGAAGAGGCGAUUGGCUUGCGGAAGGUCGUGCAAGAUUCGAACAAGGUGUUCGAGAUCGAGACGCUCAGCGCGGACACGUUCUUGGUGCCGUCGAUGAUGGGCAACUCGAACGCAUCCUGGAGCCAUGAGAACGCGUUCACUGGCAAGGUCACUUGCUCCGUUCCCUUCACCACUGCUGACGGUCGUGGUCUGGUCGCCAUUGGAUGCGCCGAGGGUGUCUGGAUCGGCUUCCGACACGACUCUCGAUCCCUACGUCGUGUGCUCCACCUCAAGAUGGUCACUCAGUGUGCCAUGCUCGAGGACUUCGGUAUAUUCCUUGUAUUGGCAGAUAAGUCGCUCUUCGCAUACCACAUCGAGGCUUUGGUGCCGUCGUCGCCUCAGAGUGCCCAUACUACGCAAACGCCUCAGAAACUGAGCGGCAGUAAAGACGUCCACUUCUUCAGCGUUGGGAACCUCAACGGGCGCACACUUGUCAUUUACAUGAAGAAGAAAGGACUGGACAGCGUGUUCCGUGUGUUGGAACCUGUUGUUGGCAAGAUCAACGAGCGGUCGAAGGCUCCCCAAACCUUCGGUUCCCGUCUCGGUUUGCGCUCACAGCGAUCGGAAUGGUUCCGAGUUUACAGGGACUUCUUCCUGCCUUCCGAAGCGUUCGAUCUCAUCUUCCUCAAGGCUAAGAUUGUCAUUCUAUGCACGAAGGGCUUUGAAAUCAUGGAUCUCACAGACUUCAAAAGUGUCACGAUUCCUCAGCGUGAUGAUCCUCGACUUGAGAAAUUGGCCAAGAGAUGUGAGAGCUGUCGCCCCAUGGGGAUGUUCCGCUCCAGCAACGACGAGUUCCUGCUGUGCUACGAUGAAUUUGGCCUGUAUGUGGAUCGUCACGGAGAUCCCAGCCGUUCGAUGGGCACUAUCGAAUGGGAAGGUACCGCGGAGCAUGUGGCGUGGCAUCCGCCUUACGUCCUGUUGUUCGACAGCCGUUUCAUCGAGAUCCGCCAUGUCGAGACCGGCCGCCUUGCCCAGAUCAUACACGGUAACGACGUGCGCUGCAUUUGGGACGGGCGCGGUGUUACAGGAGUUCCUCCCGCCACGCCUGUCCCUGAAGGGUAUGGGCAGGAGACAAUAUCACAAGAGCCACGUGUCCAUGGUGUCAUGAACGCCACCGACGUUCCUACUGGGCCAAAUUCGCGCGUGGGCCGCCCUGUUGCACAGCACGUCUUUGAGCUCAUACCCACAAUACCCCUCUAUCUACCCGGAUCUCUUGCUUCGCCGUCACAGUCAACGACAUACUUCUCGCAGAACAAUUCGCCCCCGCACUCUCCGCGCCUCAAUCCCGCACUCUCGUGGCGGUCAUGA